AUGUCUGCUGAACCGAGCGAUCGUAUCACGGCCCAGAUCGAGCAAUCUGACUCCAAAAAACAUACACUUUUAGCAUGGAUUUCGGCAUCCACCUGGACACUUCAAAAAUCUGAAGACGCUGGAAAGGCUGAGUCGGUGCUCUUUCAACUCGAUGAACUUAUCAAGUGCGUCUCUGAAAAGGAAGAAGACUUCCCCGUUAUUUCAUAUACUCUCUCAGAGAAUAUUUCCAAUUUAUAUGUGUUGUGCUUAAAGGUGCUAAGGACCAGAAAGCCGCGUAUUGUUUAUGACACGACAAUAACUUUGAGCAAUGUGCUUUGCGAAGAAACUAUGACCGCUGAAACUGGCAAGAAAAGCAAAAAGAAGACCUACACAUAUUCUGCUGUAAAGCUUGCUUCGACAGUUGUUCUCACGCAGCUAGCUGUCCUUUUUGCAGAGGAACUCUCUUCACUCCUACCUCCUCUGCUCCCUGAUAUCCUGAAAAACGUUAAGAAAACCAUCGAGAAAGAGAAAAAUAUGCAUGCAGCGUACCUACCAUGUUUGAUGAAGCUGGGCGCUGUGAUUCUUGGCACCAGUCCAAAAAUCGACCAUGCUAUCAUUGGCAAGCUUGCAAAAACGAUCAAAAACAUCAUGCAUGAGGUUGUCCUUGACACCCAAGUGUACCCCAUAUCUUUCAUUGGACUCGUCAUAAAAUCCUACGGUUUGCUAUUCAAGAAUGACGAAUUCUUGUCAUUACAAUCGUCUAGCAAUCACCUUGACACUUUUAAGUCAAAGUUUAUGCAAAACAACUAUGCGUACUUCGGUUUACUGCAUGAUGAAACUCGACUUGAUACAAGCUCGUGCAUUGCGGAAGUUUUAUAUGACUGGUGUUUCCAAAAAAAAACGAUUUCGAUGGACGACGUUUUGACUUUUUUGGCAGACGUCUUUCUGACAUCUGAUGCCCGUUCUGUAAAAUCUGGGAGCUUUGAAGCGUUAGCGCACUUUAUUGGUCUCGCGCUGGUUGCUGACGGCGAAUUUCUUGCAGGCGAGAAGUAUUUGCGAAUUAUAGUGAAGCUCACAGGCUUGGUAUUUGAUAAUUCCAAAACAAAAGCCCAAAAACUUGACAUUAUAUCCAGCUACCUGGAGUAUUUUGAAAACCUCCAUUCCAUUAUUUUGCCUCACGUUAGCGAACCUUCAAAACUUCUAAUACUUUUUGCAAUUUACGACUGCAAUGAAGCUAAUUCUUCUGACUUACUUGUGGAUAAAGAAGGCGAAGUCCAUUAUUCCACUCUUGCUUUUCUGCAACUUAGUCAUAGACUGAUGACGGAACUGUCAUCUGCGUUUUCUUCGAAUAGUCGACAUGCAUCGACAAUUAAAACGGUACUGCUUGAAUUAUCGACUAGUAGCAACUUUCAAAUAAGAAUUCACGGCAGCAAUGUUCUAAAAACUUUUCUGCACUUCGCACCAAUCCAUCUUUCCGAUGUCUUGGAAAAGAGCCUUGAGGCGUUAUCUAAAGAGCUACUUGUCACAAACUCUUUUUCGUUUCCAAAGGUUCAUGGUCACACGUUUGUUAUUGCCAACCUUAUUGAGAUAUCCAGUACAGAUUAUGUUCCAAAUGAGCUAAUUAUGCGGAUACUAAUAUUUGCAACGUCAAUCUUGAAAGAACACCCUGUUAGUAGUGGUUUGUCAGCUUAUUUCAAACAGCUUGUAUCAUGGAUCUUACUUUGUGGGCUCAUGAACUAUGGUGAUGAGGAUUUUCUUCGCACGCAAUCCCCUCAAUUAUUCCUCUUCUGGAACAGUGUCCUUACUCACACCUACAACUACAGGGAUGAGGAUGAAUUGUACAAAAACGUGGAACUAAGGAACCAUGCACUUACUUGCCUUCUGGCCUAUUUAGGUCGGAUCGACAUCAGCGCAGACAUUGCCAAGCAAGUUUCUUUUCUUUUAGCCAAGUGCACCAAUUUCAACAACUCAAUUAUUCUCAAGACGAAGACUAUAGACAAUGUGCUGCUACAGAACGAGAAUAGAAUUUUACAGAUUUAUUUGAGAGUCCAUGAAUAUGUGAAACACGAGUUUAACAGUGCUAUACUUAUUCUGAUUGUAAAAAACUUCGCAGACCCGAACUUGUAUUCAGAAAGCACACAAUCCGGGUCAGAUUCAAUGAGGAGCAAACAGGAGUCGUCAUCCAAAGCCACUGCUAGUAACUCAUAUGUUCUUAACCCAAGUGUGCUCCUGUCGGAUACCUCUGGUUUCGCAUAUGGGCUAUCUAGCAAAGUCAAUGGAUUUACUAUCGAUGGCCUAAAGGCGUCAAACUGCAUUCUCAGUAGCCGGUCUCUGGAGCCUUGGGGUGGAGAAAGUGGUUUUUGGUACAGUUGUUUUGAGAAAGAAGUUUACAAGCCUAUUACAUCGGUUUUGUCUUAUGACUGCUUGAUACUAUUAUAUGGCCACAAUGGAUAUUCUACAAGAGAGGUGUACUCUCCUAGGGUUACUACAUCCAUCAUUAAUUCGUCUAUGGAGGUUUUUUCUCUAAUAUUUCCUUUCCUUAACGACAAAAUUCAGUAUUCGGUACUUGAGAGUAUGAAUUCAUGCAUAUUUUCCAAGAAAACAGUCUCCCUGAGAUCAAUAGCAAUUGCCAUUAAUUGUUGUACCGCCAUACAUGGUGCAUUGAGUAUUGCUCAAGAACAUGCGCUAGCAGUUGAGGACUCCGUUGCCAGCUUGUUGAUAAAAAUCCUCAAAGACAUCCCUAUAAAUGAAGACGCAAUCUUAGCCAAGCUCAAGGCUGAAUGCAUGGGACUUGUUCUAGCAGCAUCGUCCAGAAAUGCCGCCUAUAACGAUACUGAAAACGAAAAUAUUACAGGGGCCUACGAAAUUAUUGUUAAAGAUAUUUGUGAUCAUGACGAGCCAUACUCUCGCGUUUUUAAUGCGUUAAGUGUAUCUUGUGCUCAACAUUUCAAUUCUAGAAGGCUUAAAUUUGCGCCUGCUCUCAGUCUCUUAGAAAGUCUAGUUCGUGAUCCUCAUCCUAUUGUUCAUACUUGGACCCUAGAAUCUAUCUCUAUUUUGAUUGCUAACAUCCCAACUAUGGAUGUCUCAAAGGCAUCAAACCUGCUUUUAGAAUUGGAAUCUAUCUACGUGAGUGAAAACUACGGAAAGAACAGUUCUUCAAUUUGGGCUGUGAGCUACAGCAGUAGAUUUAGUUCUCAUCGAAUAAUUGGAAAGAUUCUUGUACAUUUAACUCAGAUUUUGGGGCCUGAGAUAACUCGUCUUUCGAAGUCUUCUGUUCAAGCAUUCAAGAAUCUUUUCUACCUUUUGCUUGAAAGCAAAGACUCAAUACAAGAGUUGCAAGGUGUUCUGAUAGCUGUUAACCUGGCGGCUUUUAAAUUGAAUGGUGAUUUAAGCGGUGAGCUUGCUAUUCCAGCUUCUAGCAAGUUUAUUGGAGAGGCGUUGUAUAUUAGCCUUGGCCGGCGCGCUUUGUUAAGAAGCGGAAGGUCUUCAAGGGUUAGACUACUUGAAGCCUAUAACGAAAGUGGUGUAGCUGCCAGUUUCCAAUUGUUGACUCAAUUUGUUAAACUCGAAAUGUUUCACGGCCUUUACAGAAAACUGGAAAAUUUAAUAUGGGCUUACAUUGCGCUAUUUCCGGAUUCGCAACCCGCUAAAGACUUUGUUUUGGAAUGGUUCGAGCAUACUUUUACACAAGAUCUUUCUUGGACCGAAAGGCUUUGCAAACUGUUCUUUGUUUCGAAAAGUGAAUUGUUAGCAUUGGCCUCUAGGAAUACGCCUUUUGUUUCAUCAGAAGGCGGAGUGGGCGGGGUUAACCUGAACGAAGAUACUGAGGAGAAAGACUCAAUUGUCGAGAAUGAAGAAAAGGCUUUUACGGAGGAAAGCAAGGCUGCUGUGAAUUUGGACUCUCUGUCAUGGGAGACUAAACUAUUAAUUAUGACGCUGUUGCGCAAGCUCUUUUUAAAUGUGAAAGAAGAGAGGAAAUUAAUGAAUGUUCUUUACGUUAAGAUGCCCCAGCUGAUUAAGGUUUGUUUUAGCGCUUCAACCGUCAAUGUCCCCGAUGUAAGAAAAGCUGGAAUCGAGAUCCUUGGGUUACUCAUCACUACGUAUAACGACAGGAGCUGGGUUGCUGGGGAAACAUAUCUGGAGGAGGAAGAAGCGCACUUUGUUAGUGCACUCAUGCCUGCUUUCGAGAGUGGAAGUUUUCCUCUUAUAAUUCCGAGCGCCUUGAAAGUUUGUGCUGUGUACUUAUGCUCCAGUCCGACAAAUUCCCACCCGAACUCUAGAAUUUCGAACCUUUUAGUGAAUUCUUUAACUGAAAUUGUUGAAAAACCAGAAACGUGGUCUGUUGGUGAAGUCAAAGUUUCUACCAAGAGAUCGAAAACAGAAGUAGAAUUAUCAAUCUUAGAUGCAUGGGCACACCUGGCAAAUUAUGCAUAUAAGGAAAAAGAAAGCAAAAUUUCAGAAUUGGUUAAAGAUUAUUGUGAGACUUUGGCUCCUUUGUGGAUAAUUCACUUGAGGGAGUUUGUGAGUUUGAACAAUUCUACUUCUGUUAUAAAUAAGGGUAAAAAUCUUAAGGUGGGCCGCGAAAAAGACUGGAGGUUUUCAAAGUACAAAAAAGUGUGGCUUUCUUUUGCAAACGCGAUUGCGUCUGUCAAUAUCAUUGAUAAGUCUGUUGUUUCUCGAUGCUUGAAUGAAGACGACUUGCAUAGCUUUGUCUUUGUUGUGGCAGCUCAGUGCCUACAACAGCUAACCUUAGAUUUUGAAAUUCGAGAUAUUAAAAGUUCUACAUUGACUGUUUUGUACAGAAUCCUUUUGAUUGAAGUUCCAUAUGAACCUUUUUUCAACGACGGAGUACAUGAAGAAAUCGAAGAAAUUUUUGAGAGAGUUGUGGUAACUGGUAAUGUGGAAGAGAGGACACGUCUAGUUGACGUUAUCGAAGUUUUGGUUGUCGGUUACUUGAAUCAAUGCUCAAAACAAGAUCAUUUUUUCGCCGAAGCAGACAAAGUGUACCAUUUGGUCAGAAUUCUUCUGAUGUUAAUAUCUUCGAAACUUCCGUUUAUAAGGAGCGAAAGUGGCGAAGCUGUUGAAACGAGUUUUGAGGAAACUGAACUCCAGUUCCUCAGAAAAUGUUUUUCAACGGCAGCUAAAGUUAUUUCUAAGUUUCCUGUGGAGUUUAGAACAGACCUCAAUGCAUGUCUGCUUUUUAUUGUUGGGAGAGUAUUUGAGUCACCGAGUAGGAAUAGUUUGGUCCCAGUCGUAUUGCCCUUACUCAAGACCCUAGUUUGUCUUGGGGACCCUAGCGAUGUGGAAAAAGAUCUUAUAGUUGUCUUUUUUGAAUCCAACAAAAACACCAUAUUCGGUCAACUAUCCAAAGAUCUCGCUAUUACAACUCUUUCUAUACUUGAGAAUAAUGGAAGGGAUUGCUUUUCUGAUGAUGACGUUACAUCUGUUGUUACCUUACUUUAUGAAGGACUACAAUCUGAUUCUACUGUCGCUGUUGUAGUGCGUGCUUACAAAAGUUUGGUCAAGAAAUCGGCUAAUUCUGCAGAAUGCCGGGAAAUUGUUCGUCGAUUUAUGUUGGCAGUGGCUAGUGAAGUAGACGGAGCUGGUGGGAACCCGGAACUGCUUAAUGUGGAAGCUCUCGUUGACGCUGUUGGAGCUUUUAGUGAAACGUGCUUACAGAUUGACAAUUUUGACUCUAAAGCUGCGUUAUCGUUCUCCUUGCACCUACUCUUGUCACUUUCCCGAAAGGUACCCGCGAAAUGUGGGCUUAUUCGUGAUGAGGUGAUAAGACUCAUUAAAUCCGAUCCCGAUAGUAGUAAGAGUGCUGUAAAGGAGAAUCUCGUCCAGGAUGAAAAGAAUUCUUUGAUGAAGCUCGUAAGUACCCCGUCACAGAACGACGAGAGAAUUGAAGGCGGAAUAGAGUUGCGAAUUUUUAGUUAG
Molecule: messenger RNA, 5919 nt
Organism: Lachancea thermotolerans CBS 6340
Lineage: Eukaryota; Fungi; Ascomycota; Saccharomycetes; Saccharomycetales; Saccharomycetaceae
Gene: LAA1
Product: AP-1 complex accessory protein LAA1
Exons: 1
Coding region: 1-5919 (1972 amino acids)
Biological process (GO): endocytosis; intracellular protein localization; retrograde transport, endosome to Golgi
Cellular component (GO): membrane; Golgi apparatus; endocytic vesicle
Source: RefSeq, a predicted model, not a curated record